This is a messenger RNA of Rosa chinensis, 1041 nucleotides long. RefSeq lists its product as uncharacterized. The transcript has 4 exons. Lineage: Eukaryota; Viridiplantae; Streptophyta; Magnoliopsida; Rosales; Rosaceae. The record is from RefSeq and is a predicted model, not a curated record. Bases 1 to 651 code for a protein of 216 amino acids.
AUGGCCAAGGAGAGCAUUCUCUCUCAAAACCCUAGCGCCGCCUCCUUUGGGAGGCUUUCAGAGUUAAUAGACCUAAAAUCUAAAACCCGUAGUCAAUCUUCCUCAGCUCUCGCAGACUCCGCCAGUCCGCCUCCAACUCUCUCGGUCUCUCGACUCUCUCCCAGAAAUCGAUCUUCCUCAACCUUCAGUCAGUCAGCCAGUCAGCCCCUCUGUUCCUCACAAUCGGUCUUCCUAAGCCCUCAGCCCUCACCUCUAGAGAAAGACGAUCUGAUUGAAGAUUCAAUUUCGAUUUCGAUCCGAUUGAAGAUUGAGAAAUCGAUUUCGAUUUCGAUUUCGAUCCGAUUGAAGAUUCAAUCUCUGUGGGCGCUGCUUCAAUCAUCAUUUCAGGUCUGUGAGAAGCUUGCAGCUCAGUUGCACCACCAAGUUGAGAAUAAGAGAGCUGAGGUCGAACCCAAGAAGAUCUCGGAGUAUCAGAUUAUUGAGAUUACAGAGAAUGUUUGUAAUCUGAAGAAGGCGGAGGUGGAUUGGAUUUUGCUGAUUGACAUAGUUGAACAAGGAGAUAAGUUGCAGGUAAGAAUUUGUGCUUCAUUGCUUUGGAUCUUGUGGACUGAAAGUUUAGAGAUUGUGUUUUUGUCAACAGAAAUAUACUGAGUAAGAGACAUUGUUUGAUAUGAGCUGAAUUUUGGUGGUUGGUAUGAGAUUUUGGAAUCGAAGUUUGGGUUAUAUGUACAAGUCGGGGUUUGAGUUGUGGUUGGUUUGGUUUCGAUCCCAUAAAGCUGUGUGUUGGUUUGGUUGUAUAAUUUGUGAUUGCAUAUUAGCUUCUCUUAGCUUUGGAGACUACACUCAACGUUUGGUUUCAGAUAUUUCAUUGGCUUUUGUUUUGUGACAUAGCGUCUUGUUUAUUUCUUUGACAAGUGAAAUGAAAGAGAUUGAAACAAUAAAGGCUAGUGAAAAGACGAGAAAAGACCAAUAUGUAUUGAAAUGUAAAGUGUUUAGCAAGUGUAUUAAUCUCAUAACCAUUAUUUAAUCAUCCAGCUUGUA